AUGUCAGUGGAUGAAAAUGAAAAAGACCACCAUUCACGCUCUUUGAAAAGAGGAUUGAGUAAGCGUGCAAAAAAAGUACGCCGCUUCUUCAAGCGCAUGGGACGUCAUCGUGAUGAGCAUGAUAUUGAUACUCUUAAUGAAAAUCUUUCUUCAUUGGAUGUCGCCAACAUGACCAGCACGAGUAGUUUCCGCACAACAACAACCAUCUCAACAUCAUCAGGUGGCCACGACAGCUUACAUGAUCAUGAUGAUAAUGAUGACACGCCUUCGCAUAAUACAAAGGACAGCAAAUUCAGUAGCGAUGAUAAGACAACAGCAGCUGAGCAACAAGAAGAUGGACAAAGCAACCACGUUGACCGGCAGCCCACUCCAACAGCAGCGGAGGAAUAUGGCGUUUCCGAUACCAAACAAUCACGCAAACCAAUAACAACAACAUCUAUCCCAGAAUUGACUCCCCCAAUAUCUCCCACGAGUGCCACCACCUCGCCACCCAACAGCUGCUACAGCAUUGAUAGAAGGGUAGAUGAUGCCGUUGUUGAUGAGCUUUCGUUAAGAAAGAAUGAUCAUGCAUCUUACAAACAACCUCAAAUCAUUGUCUCGCCUUCAGAUUCCACACCAUCAACAUCGUUUGAAUUGCCAACCAACAGUGCUCACCAGCAGGAACAGCCAUCUUCACCAGCAACGACGAAGGAUGCAAUUGUUGAUGAUUCUAAGGAAUCAAUGAUAGCACCCCACACCAAAGAAAACGAGCAACAGAUGAUCGAUAUCAAGGAGAAUCAACAAGAGGAGCAAGUCAACAAGGAGAAUGCACCUUUGGAACAAGCUAUUCAGGAGCCAGUAGCACAAGAGGAGGAGAAACCAUACCAAAAAGAAGAAGCCUUGACCACCCAACAGGAGGAAAAAGUCCAAUCAGCGUCAACAAAACCCGCACAGACCCAGGGGCAAGAACCAUAUGUGAUUAGCAGCAGUAAUGAUGGAUCAUCAAAUAACAAGCAUGAGGAUACAUCAAGCCAUAUCCAGGUAGAAGAGCAGCAACAUCCUCUUGAGAAAGAAACAUCAUCCGUAGCUGAAAAUGACGCUUUGGCCAUUCAAAAAGAGGAGCAUGCCUUGACACAGGGGCCGCUUUCCAAAGAUCAAAAGGCAUCUACGACCGCUCCUGAAGAAGAGCAACCACCAUCACCAUCGCCCUUGGCAUCAGUGAAUGAGGAAGAAACGCCCAUAAAGGAGAACCAAGAAGAGGAGCCUAUCAUGAAUGAUCAAGUUUCCGAAAGCCCAAAGAUAGAAGAGCAGCAACCAUUAUUAUCAAUGGUCCAAGAACCAUCAUCCGCUGAUCCCGCUACUGCUGUUGUCAAAGAGGAUCAAGAAGAGCACCAGCCCUUACUAGUAACACAAGAAUUGCCAUCGUCCACGGAUGCUGCUGCUGCCGUUAUUGCCAAGCAAGAUGACAAAAUCCUCGAUACCACCGAUAACAAGGAGGAGAUUUCACCAUCGGAAAGCAACAAUGAGCAUAAAGACGCCAACUGCAGCAGCAAAACAAUGACACACAUGGACCAUGAGACCUCAUGCAAGGAAAGUGAAAAGCAAGACAAUGAUGCCAUGUGCCAAAGAGUGGCCUAUUUUGACAAGAAACGUACUGGCAGGAUCAGUAUGCUUGAUACAUUCACAUCUUUACGCGGUCUCGGCUACCACUGGUUGGUGGCCAUUCCUGCCACUUUUAUUGUUCAUUUACGUCUUUCUCCUUUGACAAUGCCAUCCCAUCGUCCCUUUUCCAUCAAAGAGUACCUGCUAUUACCCAUUUACACCGAACGAGUAGCACAGGCACUUCACACGCCCAUUUUGGCAGCCCAACGACAACGGCUAGGUCAAUGGGUACAAAUGUAUGGUCAUCGCCAUGGCAACGUGUAUGGCCUUGGUUUUUGGGGAGGCUUCCGUACACUUGGAGCAGCAGAAAGCAAUAGCACUUUGCGUUGGUGGCAAUUACGAUCACGGAUGAUACACCGGUUGCAGUGGAUCCUGACGUAUACCAUGCUCUAUGACCCCAAUGCUCGGAUGGUCACUCAACCUACCUUGGAAGGACUCUGUAACAGACAACUUCCAUCUUGA
Molecule: messenger RNA, 2103 nt
Organism: Lichtheimia ornata
Lineage: Eukaryota; Fungi; Mucoromycota; Mucoromycetes; Mucorales; Lichtheimiaceae
Exons: 5
Coding region: 1-2103 (700 amino acids)
Source: RefSeq, a predicted model, not a curated record